AUGACGGACGUCGCAAACCUCGAAGCCGCCUUUGAGCGCACCACUAUCCACGACGAGAACGAUGAGCACGUCACUUCUACAUCGACCUACCACAAGGUGAAGCCUUCCGCAUCCACAACCGUAUCGGUAGCUGGCCUAUCGUCCUCCCAAUCAGCUGCGAACCGCAUGAAGCUGCCCCAUCAGACACUACAGAAGCUCGCAACGCAAAAUGCAAAGACUGCAAACAUCGCCAAGGUUACCAUCUCAGCAAGCUCCAGCCGACCCUCAGAACAGCACCAAUCACAUCGCCGCACGCUCACCGACUCCGCCAUCUACACCGUUCCCUCAAACCCUGCAACACCCAAACAAUGGCAUCUGGGCAUGUUUGACAUUGGCAAGCCUCUCGGAAAGGGAAAGUUUGGUCGCGUCUACCUUGCCAAGGAGCGCUCAUCAGGCUUCGUGUGUGCCUUGAAGGUGCUCCACAAGUCUGAGAUCCAGCAAGGCAAAGUCGAGAAGCAGGUCCGACGAGAGAUUGAGAUUCAAUCACAUCUCACGCACCCCAAUAUCCUCAAGCUCUUUGGCCACUUCCACGACGCAAAGCGCAUCUUCCUCAUCCUCGAAUUCGCUGGUAAAGGAGAAUUAUACAAGCACCUCCGCAAGGAGCAACGCUUCCCCGAAUGGAAGGCAGCACAAUAUGUAGCCCAGAUGGCCGCAGCACUCAAGUACCUCCACAAGAAGCACGUCAUGCACCGCGAUAUCAAGCCCGAAAACAUCCUCGUCGGCAUCCACGGCGAGAUCAAGAUUUCCGACUUUGGUUGGUCGGUACACGCGCCCAACAACCGCCGCAACACCAUGUGCGGAACUCUCGACUACCUGCCCCCGGAGAUGCUUCGCGGUGGCGGCAAGGACAACUUCUACUCCGAGAAGGUUGACCUAUGGAGUUUAGGCGUCCUGACGUACGAGUUCCUAGUCGGUGAAGCGCCUUUCGAGGACACCCAAGUCAUGACACAGCGCAAGAUUGCGAGGGGAGAGUACACAGUCCCGAGCUUCGUCAGCUCAGAAGCGCGGGAUCUCAUCAAGAAACUACUCGUGCUUGACCCUGAGAAGCGCAUUGCGCUUGAGGAUGUCGAGGUACACCCCUGGAUCCUCAAGCACUGCAAGGGCAGCUCGCGAGCCUACGAGCGCACAUCGGGCGGCAAGGUACGCAGCAGCUCGGAGCAGUCUGAGGAGAGCUACUAA
Messenger RNA from Alternaria incomplexa, 1218 nucleotides. It is a transcript of the gene ARK1, whose product is annotated as Serine/threonine-protein kinase ark1. The record is from RefSeq and is a predicted model, not a curated record. NCBI's taxonomy places the organism in Eukaryota, Fungi, Ascomycota, Dothideomycetes, Pleosporales, Pleosporaceae. Bases 1 to 1218 code for a protein of 405 amino acids. Gene Ontology annotation, cellular component: spindle microtubule; spindle pole centrosome; chromosome passenger complex. Gene Ontology annotation, molecular function: ATP binding; protein kinase activity. Gene Ontology annotation, biological process: mitotic spindle organization; protein phosphorylation; regulation of cytokinesis. The transcript has 2 exons.